UAAGAAACAACAACUAAAUUCCUAACCCAUGAGAAAUCAAGUUUUCAUGAUUUAAAUGAAUUAUGUGAAAUAAGGAGGGCAAGGUUUAUAUCUGCUCAGAAUCCUGGAGUCUUUCUUACAGCUGAGAUAACUUUCUGCCCGUUGUUUUUCUGAAGGAGCAAGUUUUUCUAUUUGUUUUUCCUCAGCAAGCAUACAUCGUGUACUUUGGGGUUGAAUUUGGAAUUCUUUUUUUUUUUUUUUUGGAAACUAAAUGACUAUUUUCUUAUAUAAUCCAGAUUGAAUAAAUACAAUUAUUAAUUUAACAUAAAUCUGGGAUUUUCCAACUUCUCACCCACAAAGCGAGUAUAGACAUCUCUGGAGUUGCAGCCCCGUCAGAAUGCAUGGCGACCGGCAUCACACUGAGGAUAUUGAACGAAGUCCAGUAGAGCUGUUGCCCAGAAAUCCAUACUGUUCGAAUGAAGGAACCCACUGUGGUUGUAGAUUGCCCACAGGGACCCUCCAGCCGCAGUGGGUUACAGCAAAACCAUGGUCACUCUGGAAAACAUUUCUGGUGUGUCUCUUGGCCUGUCUAAUUGCCACAACACUUGUUGUUCUGGUCUUAUAUUUUGUCCACUUCAGCAAGCCUGUCAACAGUACAACCAUCAUCAUUCACGCAGAUGGAAAGUCGAAUCAUGUCACCUGCAUCCCUGGUUCUACCCCAUCUCCUGCCUUAUCAACCCUGCCUGGAUCUCCUACCCCUUUGCCCAACCAAAGCUCCCCCACCAAGGUAUCUCCAUUCCCCAUGGAGACCACUAAAACAACACUGGAGCAUGAAAUUAUCAUUGAAGAACAAAAAUGACAUUUUUGAGCCCUUAGCAUUCCUCCAGCGAGAUCAACACCCUCCCCCUGGAGGAGGCAUGUCCAGGGGUCCUCUCUUUCCUGCCAAGAGGUGACAAAGCAUUUGGUUUCAUGAGAGCUUGCCCUUUUUGUUCCAAUCAUUGGCUGAAUUCCCAUAUCGUGAUGACUCAGUCUUGGACCCUGCAAUGUUCAAAUGAUU
Molecule: messenger RNA, 1036 nt
Organism: Lontra canadensis (Northern American river otter)
Lineage: Eukaryota; Metazoa; Chordata; Mammalia; Carnivora; Mustelidae
Product: dynactin-associated protein-like
Exons: 3
Coding region: 377-838 (153 amino acids)
Biological process (GO): activation of protein kinase B activity
Cellular component (GO): Golgi apparatus; plasma membrane
Source: RefSeq, a predicted model, not a curated record